AACAACACUUCCUCUUCCGUCCGAGCCUCGAGAGAGAGAGAGAGAGAGAGAGAGGGGUUCCAAAGAUGGUGCAGAGACUCACUUACCGGAAGCGCCAUAGCUAUGCCACCAAAUCCAACCAGCACCGCGUCGUCAAAACUCCUGGUGGGAAGUUGGUGUAUCAGACUACUAAGAAGAGGGCUAAUGGUCCCAAGUGCCCUGUCACUGGAAAGAGGAUUCAGGGGAUUCCUCACCUGAGACCAGCUGAGUAUAAGAGGUCCAGGUUGUCUAGGAACAGGAGGACUGUAAACCGUGCCUAUGGUGGAGUAUUGUCUGGCGGAGCAGUGAGGGAGAGGAUUGUCCGAGCUUUCUUGGUGGAAGAGCAAAAAAUUGUUAAGAAGGUUUUGAAGAUCCAAAAAGCCAAAGAAAAAUUGGCAGCGAAGAGCUAAGCAGAGAGUUUAGAGGAAUUUCCUUUUUAUGUUUUGGUGAAAUUUUGACAUUCAAGUGUUUACUAGUUGUGUGCUACAGAUUGACCUGAUUGCUACAACAAUUUAAGGAUCUUUUUGCUUUAGUUUAUUAUAUUUCAACUCCAUUGUCAUUCUA
Messenger RNA from Solanum dulcamara, 582 nucleotides. RefSeq names its product 60S ribosomal protein L34-like. The record is from RefSeq and is a predicted model, not a curated record. NCBI's taxonomy places the organism in Eukaryota, Viridiplantae, Streptophyta, Magnoliopsida, Solanales, Solanaceae. The transcript has 4 exons. The coding region runs from base 66 to 428 and encodes 120 amino acids. Gene Ontology annotation, cellular component: cytosolic large ribosomal subunit; ribosome. Gene Ontology annotation, biological process: translation; ribosome biogenesis. Gene Ontology annotation, molecular function: structural constituent of ribosome.